This is a messenger RNA of Saxophila tyrrhenica, 1455 nucleotides long. RefSeq lists its product as uncharacterized. NCBI's taxonomy places the organism in Eukaryota, Fungi, Ascomycota, Dothideomycetes, Mycosphaerellales, Extremaceae. The record is from RefSeq and is a predicted model, not a curated record. The transcript has a single exon. The coding region runs from base 1 to 1455 and encodes 484 amino acids.
AUGUCCUCCGAACAGCGAGCCUCAUCUGCCGUUCGCAACCUCCGAUCGAUGUUCGAGAACAAGGCCGCGACCAAUCUCGAAGCCCAAAACUCUCCCGAACCGCGUGGGAGAUCACCUGGUGCAUUGGGAGGGAGCAAGGACAUUGGACUUGAGAGACCUACGAGCAAAGUACGAGCGAGCUUCGUCUCCGUCGAGCCAAGUGCAAGGAUGGCGACGGAAGAGAGCAUAUCAAACGGGUCACCCACUCGGAGAAGGGGCAGCUUUGUUGAGGCUGAUGCGGACCUUGGGCUGAGAAAGACUAUCAGUGAGCAUCACGAGGCUGCGCCGGAGAAAGUGGUGGAGAGUGCGGUUGGGACGCCAAAAGGAAGUGGUGAUGAAGAAGCAACUCUCCCAGCGGAAGACGACUCUACCGCUCCCCAGGAGCCCGCCAAUCCAGACAAGCCUGUCACUGCUGCGGAGGAGGAGCCCAGCGAGAUGCAGCCCGCCGACCCCACAAGCGAGCAGGCCGUGAGCGGCGGAGAGGCGCUUCCCCCAGUUGCUGAGGAUCUCCGCGCAACUGCACACUCUGCUGCGCCAUCGAGUGCGAGAAAGACUUCGGAGAAGGGGCGCUCAACCAACUCCAAACCGCCUGCCAUUUCGACAAAAGCAUCCACCAAGCCAUCUUCGAGCGCCAAGUCUCCAGCGAGCCAACCGAAGACGCCCCAGUCUUCGACAGCACAGCCCAAGGUCCCCGCGAAGAAGGCAAGCAGGAGCUCUCUUACGGCACCCACAGCGGCUUCGAUGGCUCGAUCGGGAGCGGGAACGGACCACCCAUCGAAGACUUCACCAUCCUCUGGACCCAAGAAACGAGAGCCCACCAAGCCAGUCAGCCUUCCAUCCCAUCUGACAGCACCUACGGCGUCUUCGAGAGCGAAACAUGACCCAACGUCUGCCUCCGGGCCGUCAACUACUUCAAAACCUACAACCUCACGACCUAAGCCUUCCUCGACUCGUCCGACACCACGAACGUCUCUAGCACCAGCGCAUCGUCCAGGGUCUCAGACCUCCCAUACUUCUGCGCCAGCGCCUCGGAGAAGUAUGGCCUCUGGCGACAACAGCAGCUUCCUAGAGCGGAUGAUGAAGCCAACCGCAGCCUCGGCAAGCAAGACUCAUGAAAAGUCGGAUGCCAAAAGCCCGCCUUCAAAGUCAAAAACGACGUCAAAGCCGAAGACGAACGGCACAUCCUCGAAACCAGCUGCGGCAGCGAAGACUGCCCCAGCAGGGAAACCGGAGGACCCUGUUCCCGAAGCUGCGAACGAAUCCUCAGCGCCACCGCAGGAGCCAUCUACUGCUCAACCGAUUCCAGAGAACUCGACGGGCAACGAAACGCCUCUCGCGAACGGCCACUCGGAACAGGAAGCUGCUACGCUGGAAGCCACUCCAGCAGGCAUGGCUGGCGAGGAGACGAUCAGAUAG